Cyclopterus lumpus (lumpfish) is the source of this 4237-nucleotide messenger RNA. It is a transcript of the gene galnt18b, whose product is annotated as UDP-N-acetyl-alpha-D-galactosamine:polypeptide N-acetylgalactosaminyltransferase 18b. The transcript is spliced from 11 exons. NCBI's taxonomy places the organism in Eukaryota, Metazoa, Chordata, Actinopteri, Perciformes, Cyclopteridae. Gene Ontology annotation, cellular component: Golgi apparatus. The record is from RefSeq and is a predicted model, not a curated record. Bases 228 to 2057 code for a protein of 609 amino acids.
GGUUCGCGAUGGAACGAAAGGAACCUAAACCUGUAGACAUUUGACAUUAACACCCUCGAGAAAAGAAAAAAAACACGCCACAUUUGAAGUGAAAGCUCCGCGCUUUAGAUAUCGCAUCGCUGCCCAGUCGCUGGAAAUAACUUCAUUAUUCCAGUUUUUUUGCGGGCGACUGUCGCCCCGUCCUCGGGUUUGACGGGAUACUGCAGGCUGCAUGGAGGGAUGUCGGCAUGGCUUGCACCAGGAGAACAAAAACUUUGGUGUCCACAUGCGUGAUACUGAGCGGUAUGACCAACAUUGUUUGCCUGCUCUACGUCGGAUGGGUCACUAAUUACAUCGCCAAUAUCUACAUCAAAGUUCCGAUGCCUCUACCGGAGAGAAAGUUAGAGGGUGACAAAAGAGGCGACACUCUCAGGAUCAUUGAGAGGCUUGAUCGGCUGGAGAAUGUGGUCAACCAGCACAUACAAGAGACUCCAGGGAGAGGGGAGGGCGGUCAGGCGGACGCAUCCUUCUCUGACUCGUCGCUGUUUGCUCACUGGGGUCAGGAGCUCAGCCCCGACAACCGGCGGGUGGCAUUGAAGAUGUUCCAGUACUAUGGAUAUAACGGCUACCUCAGUGAUCGUCUCUCUUUAGACAGACCAAUACCAGACCUCAGGCCUGAUGGGUGCAGAAACCUCACUUAUCCUUUAAACCUCCCUCAAAUGAGCAUUGUGUUCAUUUUUGUGAAUGAAGCCUUUUCUGUCAUCUUGCGGUCCAUUCACUCUGCCAUCAACCGGACACCCUCCCACCUUCUCAAAGACAUCAUCCUGGUGGACGACAACAGCAAUAAUAUUGAGCUAAAAGAGAAGCUGCAGGAUUUUGUGUCUGAGACUAACAAACAGCAUCCAGGAUUCAUCAAGAUGGUGCGUCAUGCCAAGCAGGAGGGUCUGAUCCGGUCCAGAGUGAGCGGGUGGAGGGCUGCUACUGCCCCAGUUGUUGCCCUGUUUGAUGCCCACGUCGAAUUCAACGUUGGCUGGGCUGAACCCAUUCUGCAGAGAAUUCAAGAAGACAGAACCCGCAUAAUCUCCCCAUCGUUUGAUAACAUCAAGUACGACACGUUUGAGAUUGAAGAGUAUCCGCUGUCUGCCCAGGGCUUCGACUGGGAGCUGUGGUGUCGCUACCUCAAUCCACCCAAGUCCUGGUGGCACAAUGGCAACAAGACUGCACCCAUCCAGAGUCCGGCCCUGAUUGGUUGCUUCGUGGUGGAUAGGCUGUACUUUGAGGAGAUUGGUUUGCUGGAUGAAGGGAUGGAGGUGUACGGGGGAGAAAAUGUGGAGCUGGGAAUCAGGGUUUGGCAGUGUGGCGGCAGUGUUGAGGUCCUGCCUUGUGCUCGCAUCGCCCACAUAGAGCGUGCCCAUAAACCCUACACGGAGGAUCUGACGUCUCACGUGCGGCGAAACGCCCUCAGAGUUGCAGAAGUGUGGAUGGAUGAGUUUAAAAGCCAUGUCUACAUGGCGUGGAAUAUUCCCAUGGAGGACCCGGGCAUUGAUAUUGGUGAUAUCUCUGAGAGGAAGGCUCUGAGGAAGAGGCUGCAGUGUAAAACUUUCCGAUGGUACCUGGUCAACAUCUACCCUGAGAUGAGGAUGUACAGUGACACCAUCGCAUAUGGAGUACUGAAAAACUCUCUGAAGAAUGAUCUAUGUCUGGACCAGGGGCCCGACAAUGACAAUGUCCCCAUCCUGUAUCUCUGUCACGGGAUGACACCCCAGAAUGUGUACUACACCAGUGCUCAGCAGCUCCACAUCGGUCUCCUCAGUCCAACGGUUGAUGACGACGACAACAAGUGCCUGGUGGACGUGAACAGCAAGCCGCGCCUCAUCGAGUGCGGCUAUGCUGCCGCCAAACGCAUGAAGCUCCACUGGCUCUUCACUCAGGGAGGAUCCAUUCAGAACAGGAAAUCAAAGAGAUGCCUAGAGCUUGUAGUGAGCAGCGACAAUGAGUUUGGCUACCAACUGGCUCUGCAGAAAUGCACUGGACAGAAAUGGUUCAUCACAAACGUGCUGUUUAGCAGCUCCUUGUGAACGACACAGGACUGAAUAGAUGGAGUGGUUUCUUAUGUGUGCACAUCUGAAAGGAUAAGAAGCAGGAGUCUGACAGAAGAGCGGUGCAUUGUUGAACACGAUCCUUUUGAGCACCACGAUGUCCUCCGAUGAGCCGAGUCGACGUCCCAUCGUAAAUGUUAAACAUUUUAUUUUGCCUACAAAAUCAGCCAUAGUUGGCGGAUAUUUUGCAGUUUUGACAAGGUAGUAUAUUAGGUAUAUUUUGUGGUAAAUACAGUACAGUCAGAUUUCCGUUGACUUAAAAGAUGUAAUGGGUCCAAUAUGUUUUUGUACUUUGUCCAUAAUUGCUACUGUGUAGCAAGUUUUCUGAACCUGUCCCUGCUGUAAUUAUUUUUAUUUAGUGUCUCAGGUUUGUAGGUUUAUUACGCUAGUCAGCUGAACAGUUGUGGGAAAAUGUUGGAAUAAUCUAAAAAUAAUAUUAUAAGAUUAUUUUCUACAUGUAAAUAUUUGGAUCAUUUGUUAUGUAUGACUGUAAAAUAACUGAUGUAAACUACUGAGUGCAAGUGUUUGUUCUGUUAAAAAUCUUAUCAAAAAAUGUUGCCAUUCCAUUGAAAUUACAAGUAUUUGAAUUUGGUAUAAAUCCCACAUAGAUUUUGGAUUGUCAAACAUUUUGAAUGUGUACGGAGGUCCUGGGAGUUCAAUGCACUGCAACUUAAGAAAACAUGUGCAAAUACACAAAACUCAAGCAAAUGUAGAAAACCUCUCUACCAGCGUACCACAAAUGCGCUGCAAAGUCACAACCAGAUAUAGAAAUGCUGCAAGUUGCAGAGAACCUGAUGAACAUACCAAUGCACGCGAGGAGGCGUUGCGUGAGCAGCAUGUUAUUGCAUGUUUCAUGUAGACAUGCAAUAAUGUGAAGGGCAUUUUACAGUGCACUAUAUACACCACAGAUCAAUCAUUCAGAAUGUUAAAACUGAAAUACACUUGCAUUGUUAGAUCAUUUUCCAACAUGGUCGACAGGUGUUCAACUUAAGUGUGUUUCUGCAUUGGUACAAUUUUUUCCAUAUAGAGCAGGCAACAAAAUGGCCUGAUGGCUUGUCAAGCUGAGGACUAUGUUUUCUUAAUUUGUAUUUGGUUUUUCGAUUUCUAUUUUCGUUGCAGUGUGUUGAACUCUCAGGGCCACCAUAGCUGUGGCUGUUAAUAUGACCUUUUAAUUAGCAGCAUAGACUGAUGUAUGCACACUCGCGCACAGCAUUUAGAAAAUACAGAGUCAUACAAGUGAUGUCAGUUUAUAAUAACAAAUGCAAGGGCAGAAGCAGAGAAACGGGGCUGCUUUCUGCUGUGACUGUUGUGUGCACCUGAGGAGGAGACGAGUGGCACAGCCUGUUUUCAACGUGUCAGUCCUCAUUACCGUCCACAUUCAAGCAGAGCUCGGCAAACCAUGGCAUUAAAUAUACAUGGAAAUCCACUUUCAUCAAAAGGACCUCCCUCACGAACACGUCGUAAUAUAUGCAAUAAGAGCGCUUCUGCAUGCUCAAACUUUUGAAUGAAAGCAAUUCAACAAAACAGUAUUCCCAUGCACAUUACUUACAUCUGCUUGUAGUUGACCUCCCGUACUGAUUGCCUUGGGGAGCUCGUUCCAAAUAUUACUUUCAGCUUUAAAAUGGCUGUAGAUGGGGAAUCUGUGUGUGUAUAUUUGCUUAAUAUUCCAUGAUCAUACAUAAAUGUAUCACCCUUGUUGAUUUAGCACAUCAUCUUGUGCCACAAAAUGGCUUGAAAUAGGUUUGUUUUUUUCAUCUUUUUUUUUAGGUUGGCACAAAGUACACUGCCGAGAUUCUAUUCCCUGUAAAUGUGCAUUAGAAGUUACACCCAACUGUAUCCCACAUUGAUGAGUCACACAUCUCGAAGAAGAGCUGGCCUGAUUUUGAUGAGGCCAGGGGUGAUUAUAUGUCUGUCUUACCUUUUGAGAUCUAGCAUUUGCAAAAUUGCAGUCAUUGCCCUUGAUAUGAGAAUUAAAGACAGGUUUUUAACGGGUACCUCAUCUGCCUUUCUGGAGCAACUGUCAUGAACAGUUUGAUCAUUAGAGCAAUUUGUCACAAGAGACAGGUUUUAUUGGGAAGAGUGCUGCUUCAUUUAAACUUACAGAAAUAUCAGAUUUUGCCUUUUAAAUGAAAGAUGACGUAAAAACUAUUUUAACCAAA